Messenger RNA from Fibroporia radiculosa, 540 nucleotides. RefSeq lists its product as uncharacterized. The transcript is spliced from 3 exons. Lineage: Eukaryota; Fungi; Basidiomycota; Agaricomycetes; Polyporales; Fibroporiaceae. The record is from RefSeq and is a predicted model, not a curated record. Bases 1 to 540 code for a protein of 179 amino acids.
AUGCCAACGCAAGAUCCCGCGUACAGCCCCGAAGAAAGCGAAGAGGAAAACGAUGACCGCGCCAGCCGCACGUCCGGCAGCACGUACUACGUCCUGCCUACACCGGGCCAAAAGGUCAAACUUAUCGUAGGUGCUCUUCUUUCAAUCCGUCAUGUCAUCCCUACACUCUGCUCCACUAUAACGACCUGCUUCCAGCCACCCAUCUCAUUUCACGUCUCCCCUACGUUUUCGCUCACACAAUGUUUCUCUCGCACUCAGGUCCCGAACGCCGCUUCCCUGUACACGGCCACGUCCACCACCAAGUCCGCGCAUUCGCCCCAGUCCGCGCACCCCGGGUACAAAAAGCCGUUCUUCCAGCGCAUUUUCCAUAUGCCGAAGCUCGCGGGCUCGAUGUCGAGCUCCGAUUCCAGAGGUCAUGGUGGCGCGGGGAAGAAUGGGUGCCCCCCGUCCCCACUAAAACGAAAGCACAUCUUUGGCGCGCGCCGGCUUGGUCUGACUUAUCCAGGCGGUCACCGCCGUGCCAGGGAACGGGAACUGUGA